Brenthis ino (lesser marbled fritillary) is the source of this 2292-nucleotide messenger RNA. NCBI's taxonomy places the organism in Eukaryota, Metazoa, Arthropoda, Insecta, Lepidoptera, Nymphalidae. The record is from the annotation of a GenBank genome assembly.
AUGCGAAUGAUGUCUCUCAAGCCUCGGAAUGUGGACUUCCAGGAGACCUGGGCUAACCUUAAGGAAACUGUAGCGGGGGUGGUGGCGCUGCGCGCAGUGGAGCGCCACGUGUGGAACACGCGCUUCUCGGACGUGUACGCGCUGUGCGUGGCGCACCCCGAACCUCUUGCCGACCGCCUCUACGAUGAGACAAGAAAUUUCUUAGAAGAACACGUUGGAGAUUUGCUGAAGAGGGUCAAAGGGAACGCCACGUUGGAGAGCAGCGACUACAAUGACGGCUUACUUAACAGAUACGUGGCGGCGUGGCACGAGUACAGUCAGGGCGUGGCGUACCUCAACUCACUCUACUCAUACCUCAACCUGCAGCACGUCAAGCGACAGAAGGUGUCCGAUGCAGAGAUAAUAUACGGAUCGGCGGCCGCCGUCACCUGUCCCGAGCACGACGCGCGGCAGCUGGAGGUGGGCGAGCUGGGGCUGGUGACGUGGGAGCGCGUGCUGGUGCGGCCGCUGGGCGCGGCGCUGAGCGCGCGCGUUGCCUUCCGCGUGCGCGCGCCGCUCGCGCUCUACCACCGCCUCGUGCUGGAGCCCUUCUUGGCGGACGCGGCGGCGCACCACGCGCGCUCCGCCGCCGCGCUGCUCGCUGAGGGGGACGUCUCACACUUCAUGAAGCACGUGCUCGAGGGCUUGGAACGCGAGGUGGCGCUAGCUAGGCGCUUCCUGCACUCAUCGUCCACGGAAGCAGUGCGAGCGUGCUACGAGCAGGCGUGCGUUGCGGCGCAUCUGCCCGCCCUACACGCUGACGUAGGGCGGCUGCUGCGCGAGGCUGCCAGCGAGGGCGGGCCGGGGGCUGGCGGCGCUGGUGGGGGCGGGGGCGGGCGGCGCGCAGACCUGCGCCGCCUGUACGCGCUGCUGAGGCCGCUGGGUGCGGCGGCGCUGCGCCCGCUGGUGGACGCGGCGCAUGCGCAGGCUGUGCGCGAUGGACUCGCGUUGCUUGAUGCUGAACACCCCAAGGAUGAGGCGCACGCGCACUUCGUGCAGGCGAUGCUGUCGUUACACAGCAAGUACAGCGCGCUGUUCGCCGACGUGUUCGACGGCGCUCAGCCAUUCGUCGGAGCGCUCGACAAGGCGUGCAGUGCGGUGGUGAACCGGCGCUGGGAGGGCGAGGCGUGCGCGCGCGCCCCCGAGCUGGUGGCGCGCUACUGCGACGCGCUGCUGCGGCGCCGCGGCGGCGACGGCGACGCCGACGACAAGCUGGCCGCGGCCAUCGUCGUCUUCAAGUACGUCGACGACAAGGACGUGUUCCAGAAGCACUACGCUCGAGCCCUUGCACGCCGUUUAAUCCACCAGCUGUCCGCCUCCAUGGAGCAGGAGGAGGCGAUGAUCAAUCGACUCAAAGCAGCUUGCGGCUAUGAGUUCACCAACAAGCUUCACCGCAUGUUUACUGAUGUGGCCGUAUCCGCUGAUCUCAAUGCCAAGUUCCAGCAACAUCUGCGUGAUCAGCAUGCCGCUACCGGUGCUGGUUUCAGCGUGCAGGUGUUGCAGGCGGGCGCUUGGCCGUUGGGUGGUGCUAUGGCCCCGCUGGCUCCUCCGCCACAGCUGGAGCGCCCGGCUCGUCUGUUCGAGGCCUUCUAUCGAGCUUCCUUCAGUGGACGGCGCUUGGCGUGGCUGCAUCACUUGUGCACAGGCGAGCUGCGAACUCGCUACACGCAGCGCGUGUGCCACAUCAGCGCCACCACGCCGCAGUGUGCGUUGCUGCUUAUGUUCGAAGGGGCGGAUCGAGUGCCGGCGCGUGACGCGCGUGACGCGCUGCAACUGCCGCCUGACGCGUGGGCGCGUCAUUUACGCCCGCUGCUUGACGCGGGAUUGCUGCGCGCGCACGGUCUCCGCCUUGACGUUGACGGCGACACCUCCGCCCCCACUGACGGUGACGAGGGCGAGCUCGUCCUGAACCUGUCGUUCUCGUGCAAGCGCACCAAGCUGCGGUUGACGUGCGCGGCGGCGCCGGCGGGCGGCGCAGGCGGGGCGGGGGCGGGCGGCGCGGCGGGGGCGGGAGGCGCCGAGCCCGCCCACUGUGAUGACGACCGCAAGAUGUAUUUGCAGGCCGCGCUCGUGCGUAUCAUGAAGCAGAGAAAGGUGCUGCGCCACACGGAGCUGAUCCAGGAGGUGGUGUCGCAGGCGCGGGGCUCCUUUGCACCCUCCGUCGCCAUGAUCAAGAAGUGCAUCGAGGCGCUCAUCGACAAGCAGUACCUGGAGCGUGCUCCCGGCACCCUCGACACAUACUCCUACCUCGCG